Molecule: messenger RNA, 1009 nt
Organism: Nelumbo nucifera (sacred lotus)
Lineage: Eukaryota; Viridiplantae; Streptophyta; Magnoliopsida; Proteales; Nelumbonaceae
Product: Translation protein SH3-like family protein
Biological process (GO): translation
Cellular component (GO): ribosome
Molecular function (GO): structural constituent of ribosome
Source: RefSeq, a predicted model, not a curated record
UUCGAGUUUGAAACUUGAAACUUGAAAGCAUCCACUCUGCUAUCAUAUUCGGGGUCAUAGUUUUAUCGCCUCUGGGCCUCUUGGGGUCGUAGACAUUAGGCAAACAAAUUAACAAAGAGGUGGGUUUGGGCCAAGAUCAAAUGCAGUUUGGGUAAGAAAGGGCCAACCCGCAGUUCAUUAGGGUUUCAUGCAUUUUUGGUUGAGCUAUAAAUAAAAAUUAGAAUUUUAGCUCUCGGAGACUGUGAGUCGGGAUCCAUUUUCUGGGAAAGGAAUUUGAUCGAAGAAGGAAAAGAUGCCAGCGGGACACGGACUCCGGUCGAGAACGAGGGAUCUGUUUUCGCGGCCUUUCAGGAAGAAGGGUUACAUCCCUCUGUCAACAUACCUCCGGACCUACAGGAUCGGGGACUACGUCGGUAUCAAGGUUAACGGCGCAGUUCACAAGGGCAUGCCUCACAAGUUCUAUCACGGCCGCACUGGUAGGGUCUGGAACGUUACCAAGCGCGCCAUCGGCGUCGAAGUCAAUAAACAGGUUGGAAACAGGAUUAUUAGGAAGAGGAUCCAUGUGAGAGUGGAGCAUGUGCAGCCAUCAAGGUGCAGGGAAGAGUUCGAACUAAGAAGGAUCCGCAAUGAUGAGUUGAAGGCAGAGGCGAAGGCUCGUGGGGAGAAAAUCAGUACCAAGAGGCAACCUGAAGGCCCAAAGCCCGGUUUUAUGGUGGAGGGUGCCACUCUAGAAACUGUUACUCCUAUUCCCUAUGAUGUUGUCAAUGACCUUAAAGGCGGUUACUAAUUCUUUGAAGGUUGAGGCUUCUUUUUUCAUCUUAGCCAAUGCACUUUCUGAGUGAAUUAGAUCCUUUUGUAGGUUGGACAUUUGCAGAUUGAUAGUUCUAUUGUAAGGAACUGGCUUAUUGAUGCUCUUCUUUUCUUUCGCUUUCUCAUUUAACAUUAGAUCACAAAUAUUGUUGGUUUUUCAUGUUUUUAAUCUAAUGGUAAUGGAGCUGCUUUUACAAGA